This is a messenger RNA of Harpegnathos saltator (Jerdon's jumping ant), 2057 nucleotides long. Its product is annotated as fatty-acid amide hydrolase 2. Gene Ontology annotation, cellular component: endomembrane system. The transcript has 10 exons. The coding region runs from base 310 to 1905 and encodes 531 amino acids. The record is from RefSeq and is a predicted model, not a curated record. NCBI's taxonomy places the organism in Eukaryota, Metazoa, Arthropoda, Insecta, Hymenoptera, Formicidae.
UCGUUGUGAUCAGUCCGUUCGUAAUUCAGGUCCGAGCAGCGCGUGUUUCCACGAGCUUGCGAUCCGCUCGCGCGUUUCUCGCCUUCGGACUGUGCCGCGUACUGGAAGGGACAAAAGGACGAGGGAAAGCAGCGUGUCGAAUUUCGCAGCGUUAGAAAGCAAGAUCCACGACCUGCUUUUUCGUGUCUGUGCCAUUUCGGCCUACUUUCCGCAAAUUGCCCGGCGAGGAUCGCAAUCGAUCUUCGCCCGGAAAGGACACGUGUCCCGUGCAUACGUUCAUCUUCGUCAACGAUCAACAAUCUCGUCGCCAUGGAGUCACAUCUUACGAUGCGCAUUUUCCUCGGCCUGCUGAACGUCAUAAAUUUCAUGAUGUUCUGGAUAUGGUCGCUAAUCUACCGCAAGCAACCGUCCAGAAUACCACCAGCAAAGGAGACCUUGUUCUCGCUGAGCGCCACCACGCUCGCCAGGAUGAUUCGGCAGCGAGAGAUCACGAGCUACCAAGUGGUGUACACGUAUACGGAGCGGAUAAAGGAGGUAAAUCGCGUCCUGAACGCCGUCGUGGACAAUCGAUUCGGGCCGGCGAUAAUACAGGCGAAAAUUUGCGACGAGCAGCUGGCCGCCGGCAAAUUCGACGCGGAAACGUUGGAGAAGGAGAAGCCGCUCUACGGGGUGCCUAUCACUAUCAAGGAGUGUUGCGCUGUCAAAGGUCUUAGCUACACCGGUGGCUCUCUGAUCCGCAAAGGGAUAAAAGCGACCGCGGACAGCGCCGUCAUCGAGCUCCUGUACAACGCCGGCGCGAUUCCGCUGUGCGUUACGAAUACCCCGGAAAUGAGCAGCAACUUCGACACCUGGAAUCUGGUGUACGGCGCCACCCUUAAUCCUUACGACACCAGGUACUCAGCCGGCGGAUCGUCCGGCGGAGAGGGCGCCCUGCUCGGAUCCGGUGCCUCCUUGAUCGGAAUUGGCUCGGACGUUGCCGGCUCUAUAAGGAUACCGGCGAUCUUCAACGGCGUUUUCGGACACAAACCCACGAAUGGAAUAAUCUCGACCAGAGGUCACAUCCCAGAGUGCAAGGAUGAGACCUUCCAGAGAUAUUUGACGUUCGGCCCGAUGACCAGAUACGCCGAAGACCUCAGUCUGCUCAUGAGAGUACUGGCAUCAGACUGCGAUCGUGACUUGCGUCUGACCGUGCCGGUCGAUUUGAAGCAGCUGAAGGUUUAUUAUCUGCAAAAUGUGGACAACUCGUUCGGCAUAUUGCCGGUGUCGCCGGAGAUCCAGCAGUGCGUCUUCAAGGCCGCGCACCACUUCGAACAGCUCGGCCUCCACACGGAGAAGUUGCCGAUCAAUUGGCCAGCCACGAUAGCUGAAAUGGGGGCAGCGUCGCUGCUGAGUAUGAAGGAGCCUCCUCAGAUAUUGUUGUCCAGCGAUCCCAAGGGCCGCAAGAAUCCAGCGAUGGAAUUGAUGAAGUCUUUGUUCUGCCAACCGCAAUACACGAAAAGCGCCAUCUUCUUCUCCUUCUUGCUGGAGUCGCACUUCCCGUUCGCCAAGUCGAGCUUGUCGUAUUACACGAAGCACGCAGAGGUGGUUCGCCGAGAGUUACUGAACCUGCUGGGAGACAACGGAGUGUUCAUAUACCCGACCUUCCGCUGCCCGACCACGUUUCGGAGGCUCAUAUUGCUUGAAUUUAUAAAUUGCUCGUACGCCACUAUCUUCAAUGUCUUCGGCUUUCCUGCGCUGCACGUGCCGAUGGGACUCAACGACGAAGGGUUGCCAAUAGGUGUUCAAGUGAUAGCCGCGCCCUACCAGGAUCGGCUUUGCUUCGCGGUUGCGAAGGAACUGGAGACUGCCUUCGGCGGUUGGACGCCGCCUCCUUUCAGCGGCGCCGAUUCGCGUAAACGCGACUGAUGUGAUCGCGAACGCUUCGAGCUUGCGUCGCGAACGAGAGCGGGGUAAUUUUAUCUUGAAGAAGAACAACACGAGCAAAUACGAGUAUCAGCGGAGUGACCAAUUUGUUGACGAAUUUGUAAACUGUAUCAGGGAAAAAGUGUGUGUAUAUA